AUGGACACCCCAACGAUGUCAUUGCUUCGCACCAUGAUCUACUCAGCAAUGUUCUUGGAAGCUAAUAAAGAGGUUAUCACUCUCUGUGCUGAAUCAAUUAUCAGCAAGGAAGAUUCUUUGGCCUCCAUGACCCACAACUACAAGCACGGCUUCUCAGGGUUCGCUGCAAUACUUACCGAAGAUCAAGCUGAACAGCUUGCAGAGUUUCCGGAAGUCAUUAGUGUCAAACCUAGCAGAACCUGCACUGCUACCACCACUCGUAGCUGGGACUUCCUUGGUCUGAACUACCAGAUGCCCCGUGAGCUGCUCCGAAAAAGCAACCAAGGGGAGGAUAUAAUCAUCGGGGUCAUUGACACCGGUAUCUGGCCAGAGUCGAAAAGCUUCAGCGACCAAGGCUACGGGCCCGUGCCUUCACGAUGGAAAGGCGUGUGCCAAGUCGGGGAGGCCUGGGACCGCAGCAACUGCAGCCGCAAGAUCAUCGGCGCGCGGUUCUACAGCGCCGGCGUGCCCGAAGAGAUACUGAAGACUGACUACCUGUCGCCCCGGGGCAUCGCCACCCACGGCACGCACACGGCCUCCACCGCGGCAGGCUCGGUCGUUGAGGCGGCCAGCUUCCACGGGCUCGCCGCGGGCGCUGCGCGUGGCGGCGCGCCCCGCGCCCGCAUUGCCAUGUACAAGUCCCUGUGGGGACAAGGCGGGGGUGGCACCGGUGCAGGCGUGCUCGCGGCCAUCGACGACGCCAUCCAUGACGGGGUGGACGUGCUCUCGCUGUCGCUCGCUCAUCCCGAGGAGAAUUCGUUCGGCGCCCUGCAUGCCGUCCAAAUGGGGAUCACCGUCGUGUACGCGGCCGGGAACGACGGGCCUAGUCCGCAGACGCUUGAGAACACGGCUCCGUGGGUCAUCACAGUUGCCGCGAGCAAGACUGAUCGCUCGUUCCCGACGGUUAUCACGCUGGGAAACAAGCAACAGAUAACGGGACAAUCUCUCUAUUACCAAGGGAAGAACUCAAACUCAUCCAGGAGCAGUUUCAGAAGUCUUGCCAAUGGAGACCUAUGCACGCAAGAUGAUUUGAACGGUACUGAUAUUGAAGGGAAAAUCGUGCUUUGCGCAACGCAACAUUCACCAACGACGAAGGGCCCAUUCGCGUAUUUGUCAGACGCGAGGCAAAACGUCGUGAAUGGAGGGGGAACUGGACUUAUUUUUGUUCAAUACACGACUGACAUUCUGGAAGAAUCGGAUGGCUUUCCAUAUGUUUUGGUGGACAUUGACACUGGUAAAAAGAUCAAAAAGUACAUCGACUCCGCCAGCUCACCGGUGGCGAAGAUUGAACCAGCCCGCACCAGUACAGGUGCCCUGCUAGCCCCAAAAGUGGCAUCAUUCUCCUCCAGAGGUCCAUCACCCGACUACGCUGAUAUUAUCAAGCCUGACAUAGCUGCACCUGGAGCCAACAUCCUAGCAGCAACAGGAAAUUCUUACGGGAUUAUGUCAGGGACAUCAAUGGCUACCCCACAUGUAGCUGGCAUCAUCGCGCUGUUGAAAGCUCUGCAUCCAAACUGGUCUCCUGCUGCACUGAAAUCUGCAAUCAUCACCACUGCAUCUGUAACUGAUGAAGAUGGCAUGCCAAUACUGGCUGAAGGAUUGCCUCGAAAGAUUGCCGACCCAUUUGACUAUGGAGGUGGGCACAUCAACCCUAACAGAGCCACAGAUCCUGGACUGAUUUAUGACAUCAAUCCAAAAGAUUACAACUACUUCUUUGAUUGCACCAUCAAAACAUCUGUUAGCUGCAAUGCAACAUCAACACCUGGGUAUCUCUUGAACCUGCCAUCCAUCUCAACUCCAGAUCUGAGGUAUCCAGUUACCAUGUGGAGAACUGUCACAAAUGUAGGCGAGGUCAAUGCAGUGUACCAUGUUGCAAUUGAGAACCCGGCUGGAAUCAAGAUCGAAGUUGAGCCAUCUGUUCUUGUGUUCAACGCUGCAAAAAAAGUUCACACAUUUCAAGUCAAGCUAUCACCUCUGCGGAGGUUACAAGGGGAUUAUACAUUUGGAAGCCUUACUUGGUACAAUAACCAAAAGAAGGUUAGGAUUCCAAUAGCAGCCCGGAUCACGAUGUAUGAUUUAUUUGCAGAUGUUGCAUAA
Molecule: messenger RNA, 2136 nt
Organism: Miscanthus lutarioriparius
Lineage: Eukaryota; Viridiplantae; Streptophyta; Magnoliopsida; Poales; Poaceae
Source: the annotation of a GenBank genome assembly